AUGGAAACAACCUUGAACAGACGAACGGCCAUGAAAUCUGUGGUCGCUGGCUCACUUUCCCUCCUACUCUAUGGCAAACCUGCAUCGGCAGACACAGCGAAGACCAUUAUCAUCACUGGAGCAAAUUCAGGCAUCGGUUUCGAAGCCGCAAAGAAACUUGCGGCAGAUGGUCACAUAAUUGUUCUUGCCUGCCGAAGUUUGGAGAAAGCAACUGAUGCUGUGGAGAGAAUCAAAGCUACAACUAUUGCAAGCAACUCAUUGAUUCCAGCCGAAUGUGAUUUGGCUUCGCUUAAAUCCAUCCGAAAGUUCGCAAGUGAGAUUGGAAAUAUGAGCAUUGAUGUGCUGUGUCUUAAUGCCGGACUUUCAAUGAACACGGAUGACAAGGAAAUUAAUAGGACGGAAGACGGCUUUGAAUUGACUGUUGGAAUCAAUCAUCUUGGACAUUUCUAUCUGAAUAAUCUACUGCUUCCAAAAAUUAACAAGCAGAGUGGUCGCAUCGUUGUCACAGCAUCAGGUGUUCAUGAUCCAGAGUCACCAGGUGGAGGGGUAGGGCGGACUGCAUCGUUAGGAGCACUUCGUGGUUUUGAAGAAGACGGAUCGAUGUUUGAAAUGGUUGACGGGGCAGCAUACAAUGCCGAUAAAGCUUACAAGGAUUCGAAACUAUGUAAUGUUAUGUUCACUAAAGAGCUGCAGAUACGGUUAAUAGCCGAUGACUCUACCAAAUGUAUCAAAGCCAAUUCCUUUUCUCCCGGCUUGAUAACUUCGACAAAUUUCUUCCGCUAUCAAAAUCCUUUAUUUGCAAAAGCGUUUGGUGUGGUUGCGACAAACAUCGCGAGGGUAGCAGAAACUCCAGAAUGGGGUGGCUUGAGCUUGGCAUACAUGGCAACGUCUCCAGAUACGAAUACACAAGGACAGUACUACAUCAGCCCCCCUGGAAGUUCUAAGUACGGCGAAGCAGCGUUUGGAAAAGAGUUCUGUGUUGGUCCAGUCAGUAAAGAGGCCCAGGACGAUGCCAAAGCAAAAAAGUUAUGGGAAUUGAGUGCAAAACUUGUUGGCCUAUCUACAUAG
Messenger RNA from Cylindrotheca closterium, 1068 nucleotides. Lineage: Eukaryota; Bacillariophyta; Bacillariophyceae; Bacillariales; Bacillariaceae. The record is from the annotation of a GenBank genome assembly.